AUGUUCUCACGAGCUUCCUCCAACACUCCCCACACCCCGAAGUUACGAGCAUCUUGUGAUACUUGUCUUCUUGCAAAGGUCAAAUGCAGCAAAGCUUUCCCGAUGUGUUCUCGAUGCCUCGCCUUCGGAGCAGAGUGCAAGUACAGUCCAUCCUCACGAGCUGGCAAACCAAAGUCUGAUGGCAAGGGGAGUCGGCCUUCCGUAUCAAAGCACAAGUCAAUCUCCGAAGACUCUAAGGUCUCCAGCACUGCAGUUUAUUUACCGCCACCCCUAAACAUCGAAGCGAAAGAACCAACUUCAUACUUCCCAGAAACGGACUGGACGACAUCACCGACCUCUAACGUUGACGGACAAGAGCAUCGGCAUUUGAUGUUACCUCCACUCAUACAUGGCCAGAGUUCGUCCGAGUCAAACAGCUCGAGGGGUAGCAUCGAUACACCCGACCCAUAUCUAUAUUACACACAUGCAUCACCUGCAUAUAUCACUUCACCGUACGUCGACAACAACCACCACCAGCAGCGGCACGAAAGCAUGACAGAUGGAUCAGCCACCCCAUCUGCUCUCUGGUUUGACCAAACAGAGUCUUUCCCAUUUUCAACAUCUGAUCCUUGCGAUCGUCAAUACCUCCCAAUGCCGAACCUCUUCACGGAUGAAUGUUUGGCCAGAACAACAACUUGCAGCUGUUUCAACGGGUGUCUCCAAGCACUUCAAACACUACACAACUUCAACGCAGUACAGCCUGCUUCCUCUUUCGAUAUUGUUUUGACAGUCAACCAGAAAGCUAUGGAGACAUGCACAACAACACUGAACUGUCCCGUCUGCAACUCUAGAACUGGCUCCAGCCUCCGGACCAUGCUUCUGGGGACCAUUCUCGGGAGAAUUAUCUUGAUUUACCAAGGUGCAUCGAAAGAUUACUUUGGGCCUGCAUCUGGAUCUGGUAGCCAACCACUCCCGCUAACCCUCGGUGUUUACCGAGUUGCGAGCGAAGACAUCAGAUGGAUGCAGCUAGUUAUUAUUCUACGAGAUCUGAAGAAGUUCAAGGCUUUGCUUAUUAGAUUUCAAGAGACGUCAAAAGGAAGUGAGGCAAAAGAGGAUAUAGAGAUUCAUGGUGCGGUUACGAAUCAUUUGUAUCAGAGUUUACACCUUACGUACGAGGCUUUGAAGAAACACAAGAGUUUUGCAUGGGGGCAAGUGGAUUGAAG
This is a messenger RNA of Hyaloscypha bicolor E, 1202 nucleotides long. RefSeq lists its product as uncharacterized. Gene Ontology annotation, biological process: regulation of DNA-templated transcription; aflatoxin biosynthetic process. Gene Ontology annotation, molecular function: zinc ion binding; DNA binding; DNA-binding transcription factor activity, RNA polymerase II-specific. The record is from RefSeq and is a predicted model, not a curated record. NCBI's taxonomy places the organism in Eukaryota, Fungi, Ascomycota, Leotiomycetes, Helotiales, Hyaloscyphaceae. The transcript has a single exon. The coding region runs from base 1 to 1200 and encodes 399 amino acids. Gene Ontology annotation, cellular component: nucleus.